AUGUUCCAUUCAGGCGAUCUCCAAUCCGGUAUAUCCCGCGCCAUCACCGAACAGAAACUCGUCGCCGUCUUCAUCUACUCCACCACCGACUCGAACAGCCAGACAUGGGAGCAAGAAUAUUUGUGCAAAGAACCUCUACAGGCGGCAAACGAUGCGACAGCUCUAGGAGACAGAUUCGCUGAGAAGGCUGUCAUGUUGAAGAUUGAGUAUGGAAGUCAGGAAGCUGGCUUCUUGUCGGCGUUUUGUCCCAUCACUGCAGCGCCUACGUUUGUGGUGAUUCAUAAUGGACGGGUGUUGGAGAAGGUGGAAGGAGAGGCAGAGCGGGAGGAGUUUGAGAAUAAGAUCAGUGCGGCAUUGGGGUUGAAGCUGUCCGAUGGGGAGGCAGAAGAGUCGCAAUCGACACAGACGGAGCCAGCGGCACAACUACCUGCGGCAAGCGGACCAUCUGCUACCACCAAUGCACAACAACAACAACGCCCGCAACCCACACCUGCAACCGAACGAGAAGCGGCAGAGAAAGCAGCACGAGAAGCACGGACAAAUGCCAGACGAAAGGAAGCAGAAGAAGCACACGUAGCGCAUCAAGCGAACGAUUCGAGCAAGUCAAAGGAAGCAGCCAGGCGGGACUGGCUUGUACAACAGAAGAAACGACAGGACGAAGCAAAGGGAGAGAAGCAGCGGAUAUUGGCACAGAUUGAAGCGGACAAAGCAGAGCGGAAGGCGAGGUUUCAAAGAGCACCUGUGGAAGCUGCGAGCACACCACUGUCGCCCUCUGCGGAUGCUGCAUCGCGGAGGACGGGUGCUGGUGGGAUGUGCAGUCUACAGAUUCGGCUGUUUGACGGUACAAGCAUCAAAGGUCGAUUCGAACCUUCCGCGACACUGUCAUCAGGAGUGAGAGACUGGAUCAAAGACAGCACAUCCAAGGAGGCCAGAGGAAGCGCCAACGGUGCCGACAUUCCAUACACAUUCAAGCUCAUCCGAGCACCGCAACCCAGUCGAAGUAUUGAGAUUUCAGAGGAGCAUCAAUCUCUAUACGACCUCGGUCUGACGCCAAACGCGACUCUGGUCCUACAGCCAGUAAGCGGCUUCAGCGACGCCUACUCAACCGACGAUCGUGGAUACGUCAGCUCAGCACUCAAUCUCGCCUAUGGAGCAGCGAGUAAGGCGACAGGCGUGCUGUCCAGUGCGCUGGCGUACGUCCCAGGCUUCGGACCGGCGACUUCAGCGGACGACGAUCGGCCUUCUUCUUCGAGUCGGCGAGAUGAGGAUGUGUCGAAUCUAGAUGGAGCGGCGGACGAUGCUGGUUCAAGUCGGAUUAAGGUGAGAUCGCUGGCAGAUCAACGGGCCGAUGCGAUGAGAAAGGAGGGCAAGAAGACGGAGUUUUAUAAUGGCAAUUCGUCGGCGUUUGAGGGGAGGAAGGACGAUGAUCAUAAGAAGUGA
Messenger RNA from Zymoseptoria tritici IPO323, 1440 nucleotides. RefSeq lists its product as uncharacterized. Lineage: Eukaryota; Fungi; Ascomycota; Dothideomycetes; Mycosphaerellales; Mycosphaerellaceae. The coding region runs from base 1 to 1440 and encodes 479 amino acids. The transcript has 2 exons. Gene Ontology annotation, molecular function: protein binding. The record is from RefSeq and is a predicted model, not a curated record.